AUGGCCAAAACAAAUGCACAAAGUAAGAAAGAGAAAUUACCUUCUCAGCAGACCAUGUUGCUUGAUAUCCCACCGCGAUUGCAGUGGGACAAUGGAAAUGGGUAUUGCGGUGAAACAGCUCUUCAGUCUAUCGGUCUUUUCUAUGGUGCUUGGCUUUCGCAAGGUCUGAUUCGUGACAUCAACAAAGGUGAAUUUCUUCUGCAGCAAUUAUCACCUGACGAUCGACGCGAUCCAAUUCGCACUAUUGCUCGUUUUCAUUUUACGUACAAUGAAUGGGACUGGAUGAAUUCUCCUCAGCCACAAUUUCGGUACUUCUGUCGUUGGAUGAAACGAUCUAUUUUGCAAAGACACCCCGUCAUGUUCGGUAUCUUUCUUCCGGAUAUGGACUCCGAAGAUUAUGAUCAUAUUGUUCCAGCUGUCGGUAUUCGAUACAAAAAUAGGAAUGAAUAUGACCCAGAUGAUACUAUAAUCUAUUACGAUCUCUAUGUUACCAGGAAAUUUGAAGGGUCUUUAAGUGAAGAUGAGAUGGGCUCAACGAGAAAAACGAUUUCUCGACAGAAGAACGCCUGCGACGGACGCAUACCAUUAGAAGUUACUUAUGGUAUUGCGAUUACGGGGAUUGUCGACGAAGAUCGAGUAACAGUUCCUGUUCGUCUAGCAGUGUCGAAAUGGGAUGAACCCAAUCUGGCGUUCAAUGAAGAUCCAAUAGAGAUGGAUGGUAUAGUUACAGUGUACAACUUGAACAUUGGAAAUACUUAUGUUCUUCUUCGUUAUUCGUCCUACAAGAACGUUCCAACGAAAGGAGAUGCCGAUGCUUUUAUAAAAUCUCUUCAUGAUUUUAAGCAUGAAUUUAUCGCUGAUAACACGAGCUAUAUUUACGAAGAUCCUGAGAAAAUACCAUCAAAGGGAUCUGUUUAUUAUCGGUGUGUUUUAAAACCGGAUGAAUGUAUGAGCACACGCUGA
This is a messenger RNA of Rotaria socialis, 963 nucleotides long. The record is from the annotation of a GenBank genome assembly. NCBI's taxonomy places the organism in Eukaryota, Metazoa, Rotifera, Eurotatoria, Philodinida, Philodinidae.